This is a messenger RNA of Closterium sp. Naga37s-1, 1878 nucleotides long. The record is from the annotation of a GenBank genome assembly. NCBI's taxonomy places the organism in Eukaryota, Viridiplantae, Streptophyta, Zygnematophyceae, Desmidiales, Closteriaceae.
AUGCCGACCGUUAGCGUGGGUCGCGAUCGGCUCUUCGCCGCGCUCGGCAAAACUUACACGGAGGAGGAAUUCGAUGAGCUCUGCUUCGAGUUCGGCAUUGAGCUUGAUGACGUGACCACAGAAAAGGCGAUCAUCCGCAAGGAGAAGCACCUAACGGACGAGGGUCCAGCGGAGGACGAGGAGGUGAUCUACAAGAUCGAGGUGCCUGCCAACCGCUAUGACCUGCUGUGCCUGGAGGGGCUGGCCCGCUCGCUGCGCAUCUUCCUGGGCAUGGACCCUGUGCCCCAGUUCAAGCUCGCCCAGCCUUCCAGCCCACCCAUUCAGAUGACCGUCAAGCCCGAGACGGCCCUGAUCCGUCCCUUCGUGGUGGGGGCAGUGCUGCGCAACAUCACGUUCGACCAGCACCGCUACAACAGCUUCAUCGACCUGCAAGACAGGCUGCACCAGAACCUGUGCCGUCGCCGCACGCUUGUGGCGAUCGGGACACACGACCUAGACACACUCACACCGCCCUUCACUUAUGAGGCGUUACCUCCCACGGAGAUCAAGUUUGUGCCUCUCAAGCAGACCAAGGAAUUCAAUGCUGCUGAGCUGAUGGAGUUCUACAAGUCUGACAACAAGCUUAAGAAGUUCCUCCACAUUAUCAGCGACUCGCCUGUCUUCCCCGUCAUUUACGAUGCCAACAGGACUGUGCUGUCGCUCCCUCCAGUGAUCAACGGCUCACAUUCAGCCAUCAAGCUGUCCACACGCAACGUGUUCAUCGAAUGCACCGCCACUGACCUCACCAAGGCCAAGAUCGUGCUCAACACCGUUGUCACCAUGUUCUCAGAGUUCUGUGACAACAAGUUCGAGGUGGAACCGGUGGAGGUGGUAUCUACGGAGGGGCAGGUGGCGGUGUACCCUCAGAUGGAGGAGAGGGAUGUGGAGACAUCGGUGGGGUACAUCAACAAGUCCAUUGGCGUUGACCUUCAAGCAGAGGAGAUUGCCCGCCUGCUGACGCGCAUGCAGCUGCCAUCCAAGGUGGUGGAGGGGCGGAGAGGGGAGGACGGGGCGGAGGUGGUGAGCGUGACAGUGCCGCCCACUCGCAGCGACGUGCUCCACCCCUGUGACAUCAUGGAGGACGUGGCAAUCGCACACGGUUACAACAACAUUGCUCGCACCGAGCCCAAGACCGUCUGUGAGGGCAAGCAGCAGCCGCUGAACCAGCUGUGCGACCUGCUGAGGGGCGAGGUGGCCCAGGCGGGCUUCACAGAGGUGCUCACGUGGGCGCUCAUCGCCCGCAGCGAAAAUUUUGAGAUGGUGAACCUCAAGGACGAUGGCAAGACGGCUGUGGUUAUUGGGAAUCCACGGUCUGCAGACUUUGAGGUGGUGCGCUCCUCUCUCCUCCCCGGAAUGCUCAAGACCCUGGCCAGCAACAAGGACUCGCCCCGCCCCGUGAAGCUCUUUGAGGUGUCGGACGUGUGCCUGCUUGACGAGAGCAAGGACGUGGGGGCGAGGAACGAGAGGCGGCUGAUUGCCCUUUACUGCAACCUGCACUCUGGCUUCGAGGUCAUUCAUGGUCUUGUCGACCAGCUUAUGGAAUCGCUGGGAGUGGCGUUUGGAGGCCAGGCAGCGGCGGACGGAACAAUGGCUCUCGCCGAUGGUCCGACUGCUCAGGGUGACGGCGGGGAUGCAAAGGCUGCUCCUGCGGCGCUCAAGUUCUUCAUUGCUCCCUCGCAAUCUCCCCAGUUCUUUGGGGGACGUCAGGCCGAUAUCCUCUUUAAAGGAAGAUCCAUUGGCACCUUCGGUGUCGUCCACCCAGAGGUUCUUGCUCGUUUUGACAUCCCUGAUCCUUGCUCUGCUGUGGAGAUCAACCUAGAGCCGUUUCUUCAGUUAUAG